UUAAAUUCUUAAAAAUAUAGACAAAUUGAGUUGUACACGUGAGUGAGACCUACGCAAAACCCACCCAAAAACAAGCCCAAAGAGACAAAUAGCAGGCGUACGUUAGAUCCAUUCACAACUGAAACUGCAACUGUGACUCCAACGUGCUAUCGUGCGCUUCCGAUCCCCCUCUUUCUCUCUCAUGAAGAACAAUGUCAACCACCAGAUCUCUUAAGAAGAACCACCGUCAGCCGCAACAGAAGCAAAACCCUUCCAUGGCGGCACCUUCAGCUCCUCCGCGGCGGCGCAAGCCUCGCACUCUGGCUACCGUUUCCGCGCUUCUUUUCGUUUUUCUCGUAAUUUCCGUCAUCUCUCUCUUACUCGUUUCGUCGAACGCUUGGCGCGCGUUUCAACAUGUUGUUUCUUAUGAUUCGAUCACUGUUGUCAAUGAGUUCCCUCACGAUCCUCAAGCCUUCACACAGGGCCUUCUUUAUGCUGGAAAUGACACUUUAUUUGAGUCAACUGGUAUUUAUGGGAAGUCCUCUGUCCGUAAAGUUGCUCUUCGUACCGGGAAGGUUGAGAAUCUUCGGAAGAUGGAUGGUUCAUUAUUUGGGGAAGGUUUAACUCUCCUCAGUAAUAGGCUGAUCCAAGUAACAUGGUUGCAGACAAAAGGUUUCAUAUAUGACCUCAAAAAUUUAAGCAAAAUUGGGACAUUUAAUCAUGAUAUGAAAGAUGGUUGGGGUCUUGCAACUGAUGGAAAAGUCUUGUUUGGAAGUGACGGCAGUUCAACAGUAUACCAAAUUGAUCCUCAAACAUUUAAAGUUGUAUCUAAACAAGUUGUCUACUAUAAGGGUCAUCAAGUACACAAUCUCAAUGAAUUGGAAUACAUAAAUGGUGAAGUUUGGGCAAAUGUUUAUAUGACUGACUGUAUUGUAAGAAUCUCUCCUAAUGAUGGUGUUGUUGUCGGAUGGAUUUUCCUCCCAAGUUUAAGGAAAGAAUUAAUCGAAGCUGGGAAUAAUGCUAUUGAUGUUUUGAAUGGGAUAGCAUGGGAUGCUGAGCAGGAGCGAAUUUUCGUGACUGGAAAACUGUGGCCAAAGCUGUAUGAAAUCAAAGUUUCACCCAUAAAGAAACCAAUUAAAGAAGGGAUGGUUGAGCAGCUGUGCUUGCGUAGUCCUUUCAAAUUUUAGCAGGUCAACCAAUCUUUCUGUAUUUUAGAGCUAAGGUUGUAAGUAACAGAGAAGUGCAAAACAAAAGGCUAUUUAUGCUUAAAAAGAAUGAAAAUACAGCCCCAAAAUUGUAAGAAUAACUAGUGUUUAAAUAUUGUCAUGGUAUGUUUCAUCACAAAAUAGGGAAUUGGUUUUCAAAGAGAUUUUGAGCAGGGCCAUGCCUAGAAAUUAAUAAUUGUGCCAUUGUUUUGCUUGAGCAAGCUGUGUGUAGAAAUUUUGAGGACUUACAUGAAAUUAUAAAAGAGACUUGGUGAUAAAAAUUACCAAUUCUCUUACUGUUUUUAUA
Cicer arietinum (chickpea) is the source of this 1491-nucleotide messenger RNA. RefSeq names its product glutaminyl-peptide cyclotransferase. Gene Ontology annotation, molecular function: glutaminyl-peptide cyclotransferase activity. Lineage: Eukaryota; Viridiplantae; Streptophyta; Magnoliopsida; Fabales; Fabaceae. The record is from RefSeq and is a predicted model, not a curated record.